AUGACUGACCUGACAUCACUGACUAUGAUGGACGCCUUCAACACAAGUUUCUCCCACACAGAGUUUAUUCUCUUGGCAUUUCCUGGGACCACUGUAUCCAGAUCUGUCCUCUUUAUCCCAUUUCUAGUAUUGUAUGUCAUGAUCUGGUCUGGUAACUCUCUCCUUAUGUACAGGAUUUGGGUGGAACCAAGUCUUCAGUAUCCCAUGUAUUGGCUCAUCUCUCUUCUAUUUGCCGUCAACUUGUACUGCACCACCUCCAUCAUGCCAAAGUUCCUGUUGGGUCUUGCCUUUGGCUUGAAUCAGGUUUCCCUGGGUGGCUGUCUUGUUCAAAUGUUCUUCAUCUACUCAUCAUUAGUGUUUGAGUCUGCGCUAGUCUUGGUAAUGGCCCUGGACAGGUUUGUAGCCAUCUGCCGGCCAUUGCACUACCACACCAUCAUGACCAAACGUCUACUGAUCUGGCUGAAUGUCAUCAACAUGUCUAGAAGUGUCUUGCUUGUGUCUCCAGUUGUUAUAACCCUUUCUAAGGCUCACUUCUGCAGAUCAAACAUCAUCUUUAGCUUUGCUUGUGAAAACCUGGGACUCAUAAACUUAGCGUGCGGAGAUGUCUCAAGUAUGCAUAUGUUGGGACUGCUGGUUCGGACCAUGGUUUCAGUGGUAGAUGGAGGCAUUCUCCUGCUCUCGUACAUUAAAAUUCUCUACACUGCAAUGAAGUUGGUCUCAGGGAAAGCCCAAAAUAAAGCCUUGAAUACCUGCGGGACACACCUGAUGGUGGCUGCACUCAUCUAUUCCUGUGGCAUAUUAUCAAGAUUAGGUUUGUCUGUUUCUGUUACUGUUCAGAAUAUGAUCAGUGUCACAUACUACCUGGUUCCACCUGCUGUCAACCCACUUAUUUAUGGCUUACGUGUAAAGGAAAUCAGACUCUGCUUAAAGAAAUCCUACGGAAGGAAUUUAGUAAAGGAAGACAGAGUUGGACAGGGACAUACAUAAUUGACCAACAUCAGGCAACUUGAGAUGAGAAGCCUUGUCAAUCAGGUAUUCUAUAUCAGUAUUUGGGAGCUUUACUUAAUCA
Xenopus laevis (African clawed frog) is the source of this 1069-nucleotide messenger RNA. RefSeq names its product olfactory receptor 52K1-like. The transcript has a single exon. The coding region runs from base 1 to 987 and encodes 328 amino acids. Lineage: Eukaryota; Metazoa; Chordata; Amphibia; Anura; Pipidae. The record is from RefSeq and is a predicted model, not a curated record.